This is a messenger RNA of Ustilago hordei, 1710 nucleotides long. RefSeq names its product putative CCT4 - component of chaperonin-containing T-complex. The transcript has a single exon. Gene Ontology annotation, cellular component: chaperonin-containing T-complex. Lineage: Eukaryota; Fungi; Basidiomycota; Ustilaginomycetes; Ustilaginales; Ustilaginaceae. The record is from RefSeq and is a predicted model, not a curated record. Bases 1 to 1710 code for a protein of 569 amino acids. Gene Ontology annotation, biological process: protein folding. Gene Ontology annotation, molecular function: ATP binding; ATP hydrolysis activity; ATP-dependent protein folding chaperone.
AUGUCGGCAGCAGCACCCGCCCCCGCCGUACGAAGCGGUCCCUCGCAAAAUGCCUUUAAGAAUGUCGACAAGCCAGACGAGGUCAGGAGAUCUAACCUUUCCGCAGCAAAGGCGGUCAGUGAUGCCGUCCGCACCUCGCUUGGACCCAAAGGAAUGGACAAGAUGAUCCAGACUUCCAACGGCGAAGUUGUCAUUACUAACGACGGUGCCACCAUCCUCAAACACAUGGCUGUCAUGCACCCAGCUGCUAGAAUGCUUGUCGAGCUUUCGCAAGCGCAGGAUGUCGAGGCUGGUGACGGUACUACCUCGGUUGUCGUCAUUGCAGGCAGUUUGCUCGGUGCAGCCGAAAAGAUGCUCAACAAGGGUCUCCAUCCCACCAUCAUCGCCGAGUCGUUUCAGAAGGCUGCUGCUAAGGCGGUUGAGUUCCUCACCGAUAUUUCGACCCCCGUCGAGCUCAACGAUCGCGAGUCGCUCCUCCGCGCUGCCAGCACCUCGCUCAAUUCCAAGAUUGUCUCCCAGUACUCGUCCGUCCUCGCACCUAUCGCCGUCGACGCCGUCACUCGUCUCGUCAUCCCUGCUCCACCCGUCACUUCGGCCAAGCUCGCUACACCAGGCGCUUCGUCUUCCGCCUCGUCCACCGCUGAAGGUACAGCUCCUGUUCGUUCCUCGCGCAACAAAGAUGCACAGGACAACGUCGAUCUGCGAGACAUACGCAUUGUCAAGAAGGUCGGCGGUACGAUCGAUGACACUGAGCUCGUAGAGGGACUCGUGUUGGCACAGAACGUCGUCUCGGGAAGCGGAGGUCCCACACGCAUGGAGAAGGCCAAGAUUGCUGUGUGCCAGUUCCAGUUGAGCAGCCCCAAGCCAGACAUGGACAACCAGAUUGUCGUCAACGAUUACCGCCAGAUGGACAAGAUUCUGAAGGAGGAGCGUCAAUACUUGCUCAACAUGUGCAAGAAGAUCAAGAAGACUGGCUGCAACGUUCUCCUCAUCCAAAAGUCGAUCCUUCGCGAUGCCGUCAACGAGCUUGCUCUUCACUUCCUCGCCAAACUCAAGAUUCUCGUCGUCAAGGAUGUCGAGCGAGACGAGAUCGAGUUUGUGUCCAAAACGCUCGGUGCGAAGCCUAUUGCGGAUAUCGAAGCUUUCACCGAGGACAAGCUUGCUUCUGCUGACCUGAUUGACGAAGUGCAGCAGAACGGUGCUCGUGUCGUCAAGAUCACCGGCAUCAAGAACAUGGGUAGAACGGUCAGCAUUCUUUGCACUGGCGCCAACUCGCUCGUUCUGGAGGAGAGCGAACGUAGUUUGCACGAUGCAUUGUGUGUGGUUCGCUGCCUUGUCAAGAAGAAGGCAUUGAUCGCCGGUGGAGGUGCACCCGAGGUGCAUGUUUCGCGUUUGCUAUCGCAGUACUCGCAGACACUCAAGGGUAUGGAGGCCUACUGCUUCCAGGCAUACGCAGAGGCGCUCGAGGUGAUCCCUACUACGUUGGCAGAGAACGCGGGUCUCAACCCGAUCAGCAUUGUCACUGAGUUGCGCAACCGUCACGCUUUGGGCGAGAGGACGGCUGGUAUCAACGUUCGCAAGGGUCAGAUCACCAACAUCUUGGAGGAGAACGUUUUGCAGCCGUUGCUCGUCAAUACAAGCGCCAUCGAGCUUGCUACCGAGACUGUUUCGCUGUUGCUGAGGAUCGACGACUACCAUCUUUCGCGUUAA